Haemonchus placei is the source of this 264-nucleotide messenger RNA. Lineage: Eukaryota; Metazoa; Nematoda; Chromadorea; Rhabditida; Trichostrongylidae. The record is from the annotation of a GenBank genome assembly.
AUGUCCGAAAUGUCAUCGAACCAGGGAGCUCCGAAUAUGGGACUUGGGAAAGUGAAGCAGUUAAGGCAUCGACAUUCGCUAACGAUCGAGACGAAUCCACUUCAUCUGUUGCCAUCAAACAUGCGCCGAUUCUCUCAAGCUGAUUCACUAAGACAUCCAGCUGCACCACUUCUAUCAAAGAUCGGCAAGAAACCUCCAGAAAUACCCGAAGGAGAUACAAUGGAGAAAAAGAUUGAAGUGAAACCACCAAAUGAACAAAAAUGA